Sinocyclocheilus grahami is the source of this 2716-nucleotide messenger RNA. RefSeq names its product ectonucleoside triphosphate diphosphohydrolase 4 (gene entpd4). Gene Ontology annotation, molecular function: ribonucleoside triphosphate phosphatase activity; UDP phosphatase activity; GDP phosphatase activity. Gene Ontology annotation, biological process: CTP metabolic process; UDP catabolic process. The transcript is spliced from 13 exons. Lineage: Eukaryota; Metazoa; Chordata; Actinopteri; Cypriniformes; Cyprinidae. The record is from RefSeq and is a predicted model, not a curated record. The coding region runs from base 397 to 2256 and encodes 619 amino acids. Gene Ontology annotation, cellular component: membrane; Golgi apparatus.
GGAUUUGGCACGCAUGCGCACUGACAGUUUUUACUCCCGAACUGAGCUGUUGCUCGGCUACUGUCGGGAAUUAGCGGCUUUUCUCGACCACAUUUGCACGAUCACCGCUGCCAAACGGAACUGAAGUGCCAUCUUUUUGUGUUCACCGAGUGGAUUUCAAUCACAGGACCACUGAAUUCAUAAAUCUCAGAGGAUGGCUCUAUUAUUGGCGCAUCCGUCCCUGAUGUAACGUUAGCCUGACGGGCAUGCCACGUCUCCUCCGCACACCUGCACACGUGUGAAAGCCCCGGAUGGGGAUGCCUUGACUUGUGACGGCAUGGAGGAACACACCUGUCCUAGAAGCAGCUGCCAGUGAAGAUCCGAUUCGUCCACAUCACCUGCGCAUCCACUCCAGCAAUGGGAAGGAUUAGCAUUUCAUGCCUGUUUCCAGCAUCCUGGCACUUCAGCCUGUCUCCGGUGGUUCUGCCCCGGUUCCUGUUGCCUUCCUUCAGGCAGUUGCUGCUGCUGGGUCUGUUGACUGGUGUGAUGGGGCUGCUGUACCUGCUGCUGGUCACAGGGAAGGGCCAGUACAGCUGGUUAAGAGAGGACCGACACAUCCACACACGUUUGGGUCGGGUGCCGGACAUGGAGGCCACGGACACCAAUAACCCCAACCUGAACUAUGGGCUGGUGGUGGACUGUGGCAGCAGUGGCUCCCGUGUGUUUGUGUACACCUGGCCUCGGCACAACGGCAACCCGCAUGAGCUCCUAGACAUCAAACAGAUGCGAGACAAGCACAGGAAGCCUGUAGUCAUGAAGAUCAAGCCAGGUAUUUCAGAGUACGCAUCCACACCAGACAAGGCCAGCGACUACAUCAGCCCUCUGCUGAGCUUCGCUGCUCAGCACAUCCCUAAGAACAAGCACCAGGAAACGCCUCUCUACAUCCUGUGCACCGCAGGAAUGAGAGUCCUGCCUGAAAGCCAACAGGAGGCUCUGCUGGAGGAUUUGCGGACUGACAUUCCUGUAAAUUUCAACUUCCUAUUCUCCGACUCCCAUGUGGAAGUUAUCUCAGGCAAACAGGAAGGAGUAUAUGCAUGGAUAGGAAUCAACUUUGUUCUGGGCCGAUUCAAUCAUGUUGAGGAUGAACAUGAGGCAGUGGUGGAGGUGCAGGUUCCUGGCAGUGACCAGCAGGAGACGCUGGUGCGCAAGCGUACGGCUGGAGUAUUGGACAUGGGUGGCGUCUCCACUCAGAUCGCAUACGAAGUGCCCAAAACUGUAAGCUUUGCUUCUCCACAACAGGAGGAGAUAGCCAAGAAUUUGCUGGCGGAGUUUAACCUGGGCUGUGACGCUCACAGAACAGAACACGUGUACCGCGUUUACGUCUCAACAUUUUUGGGUUUCGGUGGAAAUGCGGCUCGCCAGAGAUAUGAGGCAAACCUCAUCAGCACCACACAAAUCCAGAACAAGCUGCUGGGUCAGCAUCAAGGAGAGAUUGCAGACUCGCCCAUCCUCGACCCCUGCUUGCCAGCUGACCUCCAGGAUGAGGUUGGUCCUCAGGAGCAGAGGGUGCACCUGCGUGGCACUGGAGACUUCGACCGCUGUCGUCUGCUGCUCCAGCCGUUCCUCAACCGCACCAACGACACCAGCACAUCUCUGAACGGAGUCUAUCAGCCACCCAUCGACUUCACCAACAGCCAGUUCUACGGCUUCUCUGAGUUCUACUACUGUACUGAAGAUGUGCUGCGCAUGGGAGGAGACUACAACUCCACCAAAUAUUCCAACGCUGCUAAGAGUUACUGUGCCACCCAGUGGAAGACUUUGAAAGAGCGGUUUGAUCGAGGACUUUACGCCUCGCAUGCUGAUCAACAUAGAUUGAAGUAUCAGUGCUUCAAGUCUGCGUGGAUGCAUGAGGUGCUCCACUCAGGUUUUGUGUUUCCAGCGGCGUAUGAGAAUCUCAGGACGGCCCUGCUGGUGUAUGACAAAGAAGUGCAGUGGACACUAGGAGCCAUUUUGUACCGCACACGUUUUCUACCUCUGAGGGACAUCCCGCAGGAGAGUCUGAAAGGCUCUCACUCUCACUGGCACCACAGCUUCUCCUUCAUGAACAACCACUAUCUGUUCCUGGCCUGUUUUCUGGUGGUGGUUUUGUCCAUCCUCCUCUACCUGCUCCGGCUGAGACGCAUACACAAGCGCUCCACACUCCUGCGCGGUGCCUCCGCUUCCGUCCAGUGGCUGGAGGAGGGCCUGGGUUCACCAGACCUCCCUGUUACCCUAUAGGGCCCUGGACCCCGUCAAUCAAACAGCUGGCCAAUCACUGGAGGAGACGUCACGUCGGCCCCUCACUGGCCAGUUUUGCAUUUUCACAGAAUAAUUUGCAAAGGAUUCUACAUGACAUUUGCAGCCAAGGCCAGUCAAACGUUGGUGUAAUGUAAAGAUUGCAGCUCUGGGAAGGACCGCAUGGCUGCCUGUGAUCAGCUGUGAUGUUUAGUUAUUUAUUAAGAACGCUGAGGCUGCCUUUUGAUUUUCAAUGUCACUAUCAAUGUGAAAGAGGGCGUGUGAUUUGAGUAUGUUUUAUAUACGUGUCCCCAAUUUGCAUACUCCAUAGUCUAGACAAGAUUCUGAGACCUCGAGACUGAACGCAUGAUUAAACAUUUAUUAAAUGAUUCGGUUGUGCCAAAGAGAAACAGAGUGAGAUUCAUUUUUAAAGAUGAAUAUUAAAUGUUUUUACCACCAAAAA